This is a messenger RNA of Labeo rohita (rohu), 2599 nucleotides long. It is a transcript of the gene tp53i13, whose product is annotated as tumor protein p53 inducible protein 13. The transcript has 9 exons. The record is from RefSeq and is a predicted model, not a curated record. Lineage: Eukaryota; Metazoa; Chordata; Actinopteri; Cypriniformes; Cyprinidae. Bases 531 to 1994 code for a protein of 487 amino acids. Gene Ontology annotation, cellular component: cytoplasm.
GAUCUUUACGAGCCACCGUAGAUAUGUGUGUCUCCUCCAAAGACUUAUGAACACUAUUCACAUUAUUAUGUGUAUGAAGUUGACGUAAUUUGGCUGUAGUGGCCAUUAUAAACAGAAGACGUGUACGUGAAUUGAAGGUGUACAUCUGUUUAAAGUUCGCGAUAUUCCGAUUCAAGCUAUUGCUGACUUUUAACUUGUCGAAAGAGAAACUUCAGAUGUUUAUAUAAGGAACCAAGACUUGAAACUUGGAUUCAAAACACCCGACGGUUCUGUCCUGCUUGAUUACGAAUCGCGAUGACGUUCUCUACAACCGAACGAGUUCGUAACUUUCCCGGUUUCAUAUUUCUCAAAUAAACAAAACGAACGUUCCAACAGUGAAGGUGCGGAUCCUCGAGCUCAGCAUGGAUCAUCAGACCGGUUUAAACAGAGACAGUUGCAUUUAUAACGUCCUAAAGGGUGUUGUGAUUAUGUGGCAGAGAUAUAGUAAACCUUACCGUAUUGAAUAUAUUUGACUACACUCGGAGAAAGUCAUGAGCCGUCAAGUGAUCAUCCUUUCUGGAUUCAUUUGUCUUUUUGUGACACGGUGUUGUCCUUCCAGACUGACACACUGCGACAAUGGAAAGACAAAUCUGGUCACAGACCUACCAGGACCUGACGAGCUUUUGUGUCAAGAGCUUUGGCCUCAGUCAAUGAAGAACAUGCCUGAUAUUGACACAAAACAUACUAUAAAGGCUGCUGAUUACAUCUGUAUGGACACACCCAUUACAUACAAUGACCCCAUACCCACCCAUGGUCCUUACCGGCCUGUUGAGGCAGAGAGUGGAGAAUAUCUUUACUGCCCCCCUCAGCGCUGGCUACACAACCUCAAAAAUGGAGCGCUGGUCUUUCUGUAUCACCCAUGUGUCACAGCGGAAGCUUAUAGGAGCUUGGCGGGGUUGGCUUACUCCUGUUUGUCUCAUUACAUCCUUACACCUCACCCCUGGCUCAGCCAACACAGACCUUUAGCGGUGGUCUCGUGGGGUCGCUCACUAGAGAUGUCUCGCAUCACGCUUGGGGUUUGUGAUUGGUUGCUUUCCAUUUCCACCAAUAUUAGUCAAGCUAGUACAAGCCAAAGAGCAAAGUACAAUCUAUAUUUGACAAAACCAGCACCUAUGGACAAACCAGAGAAUACCAGUCAAGAGAUAUCCAAAGUGGAGAGAUUAAAGUCUCUUAAAAACUGCUGUAUGGAGACUCUCGGUCUCAUUGAGGUCCAGAGGUCCAGAAGGAGAACCAGGAAAAGCAGGAUGGUCGUCAAACAAUCCCUGGAAGAAGUGAAACCGAAAGAUGACGUCAAACCAUACGAGCUUAACAACACAAACAGUGCAAAGCUGAGCCGUACAGACACGCUACCACAAAAUAAUACAAAGGUGAUGGCCUUCUCUUCAAUGCUAGCUGUUACACAAUCUCUCAGUUCAGUUAAGGACUCUGAGGAGCCUACUAAAGACAAGACAAACAUGACUGAGAAGCAAUUUCUGCAGAAUAACGUGACUGAAAGACAUAAAUACCAAACAGACACAAAAACACAUAAGAAAACUUUAACACAGGGUAGGAAGCAUCGCAUUAAGACUGAUACGAAAGCUCAGAGGUCUGGAUUUGAAUGCGGGGAGCUUGGACAGUGCGGAGUCCCAGACUCAAAGUCUCCUCAUUUAGGAGGACCACUGAAGGGUGAGAGGAUACCAAUGCCACGUACCGAUGAGGCCGUGUGGGCAGCAGGCGCUGUGGGAUUCCUCUUAGUGCUCCUUACCCUGUCUGUGCUCCAUACUCGCCUCUAUCGCCACUGUCGAUCUUCAACCAGUCUCUACUGGCACGACAACCAGCAAGACUAUGAGAAUGUGGGUGACAUCAUCCGGCGGAGGCUUAGGAUGGUUGGCCGGAGGAAAAGGAGGAGCAGUCACAGCAGGAGACAGGAGUGUGCACUGCUGUCUAACUCCAGUAAUGAGGAGAACUCCGACUAAUGCAUAUUAGAAAUCUUACAAACUCUGUUUGGUUUCUGUCAGAAUAUCUGCCCAAUCUUGUGGUACUCAUGAAGUAAAUAUGGACUUUUUUAUGAAGCUAAGGAUAACUUUUGUCCACAUUUAAAAGGAUAGUUCAUCCAAAAAUGAAAAUUACACCAUUAUUUAUUCUCCCUCAAGCCAUCAUAGGUGUAUAUUACUUUCUUCUUUCAGACAUACAAUCAGAGUUAUAUUAAAAAAUGUCCUGGCUCUUCCAAGCUAUAUAAUGGAAGUGAAUGGCUGUUGAGUUUUUGAAUUCCAAUAAAGUGCAUCCAUCCAUCAUAAAAUGUACUCCACACGGCUCCAGGUGGUUAACAAAGGCCUUCUGAAGCGAAACAAUGCGUUUGUGUAAGAAAAAUAUCCAUUUAUAAACAAUUUAUGAACUGUAAUCUCUAGUUUCCACUAACUGUCAUAAGCGCAUUCAUGAGAGAGUGGUGUUCCAGCGGAUGACGUAGGACGCCGGCGUAAUGUAAGCUCUGGUGAGAAGUGACGGAGGAGAGAGCAAAACAAAAUGCCAGUCAUGAAUUAGAAGUACAAAUUGAGGUUUUGUAAAAAAAAAAAAUAAUAAA